Molecule: messenger RNA, 849 nt
Organism: Parasteatoda tepidariorum (common house spider)
Lineage: Eukaryota; Metazoa; Arthropoda; Arachnida; Araneae; Theridiidae
Product: death-associated protein 1 homolog
Biological process (GO): apoptotic signaling pathway; cellular response to amino acid starvation; negative regulation of autophagy
Molecular function (GO): death domain binding
Source: RefSeq, a predicted model, not a curated record
AGGCAUGUGGCGCAACCUUGGAUGGACGCAACCUUUGUCCGAAGAAGAGCUACAUUUUGCUAACGUUGCGUAAUACGUGUUGUGUGACGUGAACAUCACGUGAUUAUUUUAGCGAAUAACAAGAAAGUAUGAUUUGACGAUAACUGUUUAUUAUUUUGCUGUUUUUAAUAAAAAGGUGAAUGCCAACCGUAACCGCAUCAUCUUAAGUUUUUGUGUGUAAAGGUGACAGAUGGUUAUCGAGUUUACGUGGCGUGAUAUUUAGUAAGUUUACGAGAGUCGUGUUAUUGUAUUUAAAAAAAAAUAAAGAAGUUUGAAACAAUGUCUUCUAGUGAAGAAACAACUGAAUUGAAGGCUGGUCACCCUCCUGCAGUUAAAGCAGGAGGUAUGCGAAUUACUCAGCAUAAGGUUCAUACCCAUGAAAAACCGGUUGAAACAAAAAAAGUUGAUGGUGAAGAAGAGGAGGAGGAAGAAGUUGUAACUCCUAGUCCUCCUAAGCAGCAAAUAGUGAUUUCUGGAGCUAUAGCUAAAGGUGAUGCAGAUUUUCCAGCAGAAGCUAUUCAAGCAUUCCACAACAAGCCAAUGCCUGCACACGAUUUUAGACCAGCUAAUAGUAGGCCAAAUAUUAUUCAUCAGCCUAGGAAGUAGAAUGUAAAUCCUGCUGUACGAUACAAUGUUUGUUACACAAUCUGUUAACUUCCAUGUGUUGGCUGCUGCUUCAAAAGACCAAUAUUGUUUUUUUUUUUUUAUUAUUGGGAACAUUUUUGUUAUAUUUUUAUGAACUGUGUUGACAAAAUCAGCUGUACUGUUGAUGUAUUAACAGAUUAAAGAAUUAAAGAUUUUUUCAAUUAA